CCGAGCACAAAGAGCAGCUGGUUUAUGGUCAUAUGAUGUUAUUAGCCGACAAUCAGGAGCAACAACGUCUCAGUUGAAUUCCCCACAUCACUCCCUGCGUUGAAAGUUACCUGCAGCUGACACACCAUCAAACCACAGAAUGUCAUACGGGUCCAUAGAUGGAGGCUCCUUUGGCAGUCGUAACCCAUUUGGGGGUCCCACAAGGCAGGGCUAUCAGCCAGUAGCCACACAGGUCAGCCCUUCAGAACUACAAGAUGUGUUUCAAGAAGCCUCCACCAGUAUCUUCCAGAUCAACGCCAACGUUGUCACCUUGGAGAAAAGUCUUCAGUCACUGGGCACAUCCAGAGACACAGCAGAGCUGCGUCAGAGCCUACACUCCACUCAGCAGCAAACCAACAAAGUCAUCACCAGCACAAGUCAUCUCAUCAAACAGCUCUCUGACAUAAUCAGCAGCUCUUCACGGCAAGAACGUCUUCGUAUGACCAGACUGAAGACUGAACUCUCAGAUUCAGUGCAGCGCUAUGGGGAUCUUCAGAAGAAAAUUGCAGAGCGCUCAAGGGCCUUGCUCCCUCCAGUACCGAAAGACAAGAAGAAGAGUCCCCAAACUCCAUCUAGUGACCAGAACCAGGAGGACCCACUGUUUGGAGAAGCAGCAGUUACUGAGGAGGGAGGUCAAGCUUUCCUGUCUGAGAUCAGUGAGGAGGACGUGGAGGUGCUUCGUCAAAGAGAGGAGGCUCUGCUUCAGAUUGAAAGAAACAUGCUGGAUGUUAGUCAAAUCAUGAAGGAUCUAGCCAGCAUGGUCCAUGAACAAGGAGACACAAUAGACAGUAUUGAAGACUACAUUCAGACCACAUCAUCUAACGUGGAAUCGGCCAACCAGGAGCUUGCCAAGGCCAAUCAGUAUCAGAGGCAGCUGAGGAAAAGAAAGUGUUACCUUCUGCUUGCCGGUGCCUUUAUCCUUGCCAUCCUCAUUCUCAUUAUUGCUGUUUCAGCAAGAAAAUGAGACCACCCUCUUUGGUAGCUGCUGUCAUUACAGUGUCACUGCACUGCUCCUGCCCCCAGUCUGAUCCCUGACCUGCUCAGCUGGUAUCCAGAAGAAAAAAAGAAUCUCUACUCCAUCCUCUCCAGCUCUGCUUGAAUGUGCAUAUGUCUGAUCGCUUGGGGAUGGGGGCCUUUUUCAGCAUAACCCAAAUCUCAUGUAGUCGUGUCUAGUGCUUUUUCUGUCUUUUCUUUUUUACAUUUUAUUCCUUUCUGCUUUUGUUGUAUUAGUAUAUACUGAGGCACCACAAGAGGGAUUUUAUUGAUUACAUCACACAGUCAAAGUAAAAAGAAAGUAGAAUAUGCUUGAGUCGUGUUUUUACAUAUCAGGGUAUAAAACUCAAUUUCAAUCUGACCUCAAUAGAUUCCACAUUCUCAUUAAACUAAAUGAGGAAAAAAAAAAAAAAAAAAAGUUAAAGGUGACUCCAUAGCAUAUACAACCAUCUUUAGCUGCACAAAAUAAAAGUUGUCUCUUACAUUUUUGUGGAGAAAUUUUUGCCAACACGGUUUACCGAUGUUUGCAGACAUUUGCUCUCUUAACAUCCCGCUACAGCAUUUCACUCAUGCUGAAAUCUGGAUUUUGAUUGGCCAUUACAGGGCCAUUCACUUCUUUCUAAUGUGAGUGGUGCUGUCCAGCUCCAGAUGCUGUUAAACAAGCCUGGAUCAUCACCUCUCCACCACCUAUAGCUAAUAUGAAGUCUUUGUGCUGAUGUAUUGUAUUUGGUUUUCUCCAAACAUGGUGAUCUCUAUUACAGCCAGACAUCUCUAUUUUUGUCUCAUCUGUUCAAAGAACAUUGUUCCAGAAGUCGUGUGGGUCAUUCAAAUGCAGCUUUAGAAACCUAAGUCAUGUUAUGUUAUUUUUAGAGCAAAGACAAUUUCGUUGGCACUUCUUCCAGACAACUCAUUCUUGUGCAAGUGGUGGAGUUUUGUUGGUGUACAUGUGCUUUCAAUUUUAAACUGGUGACAUGUUUUGGGGUUGUGUUGUUCCCAUUGGCAGUUUAGGUUGAGCCGGCAGUGCUUAAGAUCUCUCAUUAAACUGAGAUAUUUUCCUGUACUCUAAAGAUAUGUCGCCUCUUUCUCAUUGUCCCAGUAACAUUAACUUAAGCCUUUAUGGCUUGAACGUUCCACUUAUUCUGUGUUUUUCUAAUGGUCCUGGUAUUAACUAACUUUUAACAUGCCAACUGAGGCCUGUAGUAUCUGAGAUGGUAGCUAUUGGGUGCUGUUUGUAAUUUCCUAUAGCAUUGCUUAGUCUGACCUUGGAGUAAAUUUCUUGGGACUUCCACUCCUGCGAACGUUGGCAGUUCUCUUCAAAUUUUUACUUAUAAAUAAUCCUGUGGGUCAACAGGGAGAGUAUCAGAAAGUUAUAGGUUCAAUUCCAGCCUUCUCCUAAUACAUGUCGAUGUGCCCCUGGGCAAGACAACUUAACCUCAAGUUGCCUACUGAUCUGUAUACUGGUGUAUAUACAGGGGUUGGACAAUGAAACUGAAACACCUGGUUUUAGACCACAAUAAUUUAU
Girardinichthys multiradiatus is the source of this 2554-nucleotide messenger RNA. RefSeq names its product T-SNARE Domain Containing 1 (gene tsnare1). Gene Ontology annotation, molecular function: SNAP receptor activity; SNARE binding. Lineage: Eukaryota; Metazoa; Chordata; Actinopteri; Cyprinodontiformes; Goodeidae. Gene Ontology annotation, biological process: vesicle-mediated transport; intracellular protein transport; vesicle fusion. The record is from RefSeq and is a predicted model, not a curated record. The coding region runs from base 140 to 1003 and encodes 287 amino acids. Gene Ontology annotation, cellular component: endomembrane system; SNARE complex; membrane. The transcript is spliced from 12 exons.